AUGGCUUUCCUGGGUUGUGUGAUAUGGGUGCUAACUGCGGUGGGACUCUUCAAUAGCGGGACUAGGUUUAGAAGCGAUUCAGUCGCCAAUCUAGCAGCGUUUGUGAUAAUCGUAGGGACAAUAUACUUAUUCGUGGCUGUAAUUGAGGUGUUCAGCAUCAUUGUCGCGGCGUACAGUAGAAAGCUGGCGCAUAUCCAAGCGAUCGCGUCCCUCUCGAUCCUCAUCUUCCUGAUUGUUGCAUUCCUUGGAAUUUUGAAAAUUAUAGUCCACUUUUCCCUCAAGGAGAAUAUACUCGAGGUGUGCGUAAGGAGUGUACGCGACGGGAAGGUGGUCUAUACGGAAUUUAAAGGUCCCAAGUAUGGUGCUGCAAAUGACGCAGAUGAAGCAGCGGCAUGGUGCAAACGCACUUGGUCGCGGGAAUCGUAUUCUGUGAUCCUAUUGGCGCUCUCGAUGCCUUGUUAUGCGAUUUUCAUCUCGACUUUGGCGUUCGCAUACCUCCGGUAUGCCAGAGAACUGGCGUUGACUUACACGAAUACCCGCUCACACCAGACCAGACUGGUGAAGCUGACACGAAGAAAGGAGGCGGACAGGGGUUUCUCCAAGCCUUAUAGGCGCGCCGGCGACGCUCUUCACCUUCAGAAAACGCACAUACGCCCCACACAAAACCUUUACACCAUUUACAUCAUCCUCAACUUAAACCACACAAUGUCCAUGAACGACUCCCCCAACAAGACCAGCGGUCAACUCCACUCCAUGAAGGGCUCCAUCGUCGAAGGUGUCGGCAACCUCACCGGUUCGACCUCCUGGCAGAACUCCGGCAAGAAGGAGCACACCGAGGGCGAGACCGAGUACAAGGCCGCCCAGGCCAAGGGAUAUGCCGAGGGCACCAUGGAUCGCAUGAGUGGCAUGAAGGACUCCGUCGUUGGUGCGGUGACGGGCGAUAAGAUGCAGCAGACUGAAGGCAACAUGGCGAGGGACAAGGGCAAGAUGCAGCAGGAGGUCAACAAGCCCGAGUGA
Messenger RNA from Cyclocybe aegerita, 1017 nucleotides. NCBI's taxonomy places the organism in Eukaryota, Fungi, Basidiomycota, Agaricomycetes, Agaricales, Hemipholiotaceae. The record is from the annotation of a GenBank genome assembly.